Engraulis encrasicolus (European anchovy) is the source of this 1621-nucleotide messenger RNA. RefSeq names its product solute carrier family 25 member 48 (gene slc25a48). NCBI's taxonomy places the organism in Eukaryota, Metazoa, Chordata, Actinopteri, Clupeiformes, Engraulidae. Bases 134 to 1093 code for a protein of 319 amino acids. The transcript has 7 exons. Gene Ontology annotation, cellular component: mitochondrion. Gene Ontology annotation, biological process: transmembrane transport. The record is from RefSeq and is a predicted model, not a curated record. Gene Ontology annotation, molecular function: transmembrane transporter activity.
GGUAGGAUGCGAAGAAAAAAGUAGAUAAUUUCGUGGGCCGUUUUGGACAAUGCGAGGGCUUGUCAAUAAUUUUAAACGGCUCACUUUCUGAAAACCCGUUCACCUAUUGAAUGAAGCAUCGACCGAUUUUAAAAUGACCUGCUUUCAUUUGGAUGACUUUUUAGCUGGGUGGAUUGGUGGAGCCUCCAGUGUUGUCGUGGGUCACCCUCUGGACACAGUAAAGACACGACUUCAGGCAGGGAAAGGUUACAAGAACACAUUGCACUGCGUACUUACAAUCUAUCGCAAAGAAACGGUCUCUGGUUUCUUUAAAGGCCUGUCCUUCCCCCUGGCCAGCAUCACGGUCUACAACUCGAUGGUGUUUGGCUUCUUCAGCAACACACAGCGGCUCAUCAGCCAGUAUCGCUAUGGCGACGGCCGGCACCCCUCGGGCAUGCUGGACCUGACGGUGGCCAGCAUGCUGACCGGGCUGGUGUCAGUGGGUCUGGGGGCGCCGGUCGACCUCGUCAAGAUCCGACUGCAAAUGCAGACUCAGCCCAAGCCCCUUUUAGCAGAGAGUUUCCACCUGGCGGGCGGUGGCAACGGUAGUGGCAUGGUCCCUCUCCACACCUCCUCCCUGCAGCUCCAGGCCCAGGCCCAGCCCAUGUACCGGGGGCCCAUCCACUGCAUCAGCAGCAUCCUGCAGACGGAGGGCGUCCAGGGGCUGUACCGCGGCGCCGGAGCCAUGAUCCUGCGUGACGUGCCCGGCUACGCGCUCUACUUCAUUCCCUACACACUGCUCUGUAACUGGUUUAGCCCCGAGGGCAGCGCAUCCGCACACCCCUGCUCCAUAUGGCUGGCUGGAGGACUGGCAGGUUCCAUCUCGUGGGUGACGGCCACUCCUGCUGACGUGGUGAAGAGCCGGCUGCAGGCGGACGCCAUGCACCAGAGGAAGUACAGGGGCAUCCUGCACUGCAUCACGCACAGCUACAAGACCGAAGGAAUACACAUCUUCUUUCGGGGAGCCACAGUGAAUGCCAUCCGAGGGUUCCCUAUGUCCGCCACCAUGUUCCUCACCUAUGAACUUUCGCUCAAGUUUUUCCGGAGCCUGUAGACUCCCCUCCCUAACCUGAACUUCACUAAGUGGAUUUAAACCUUGCUUUGCAACUAUUGCCAUGGUUACUCGAGUUACUUGUAACGCAAGGUAUUACAAACAGAGGGUUUGGGAUCCUUGUCCAUUUUUAAGCCACGUUAAGUGACUUCUAUGUGUAUUGGCCAUAAUUAAUGAUGUAUUAAAUGAUAGAUUUUUUUAAUUGCCAGCUCAUUUCUUAUAUUAAGAAAGACGAUAUGUUUUAUAUGCACCUAAAUAUAUAACUUUAUAAGCAUGUUUUACAUUUACCUCACUUGUUUUAGUAUAAGUAUUGAGUCAAUACUAUACUAAUUUUUCUUUUUGUCUAAACGUUAUGUCGCUGUUUAAAUGUACUCAACACGAUUAUAUCCAAACCAUUCAAGAGCAACAAUUAUAUCUUAUGUCACACCUGUUACAUGUUUAUAUUUUUACAGUUUUUAAAACAGCAAACAUGUAACAAAAAAUAUGUCACUAAUCAUCUUUAAAUAAAGAACAAACCUGUAUGAGCACAAA